GACACACCUACUCCAACUUUCUCAGCAGCCUCUCCGGCUGCGGGCUGCGCGCCUUCCUGCUCCGAGUCUCUGCACCUCCCUCCGGGGCCUGUCAGCCUGGCCCUCGUGAGAGGGGCGCCAACCCAGCAGCCUGCUCUGGGGCACUCUCCCCUACCUGAAGGGCACAGGGUUUUGGGAGUUUUCCACCAUGACUAUUGCCCUGCUGGGUUUUGCCAUAUUCUUGCUCCAUUGUGCGACCUGUGAGAAGCCUCUAGAAGGGAUUCUCUCCUCCUCUGCUUGGCACUUCACACACUCCCAUUACAAUGCCACCAUCUAUGAAAAUUCUUCUCCCAAGACCUAUGUGGAGAGCUUCGAGAAAAUGGGCAUCUACCUCGCGGAGCCACAGUGGGCAGUGAGGUACCGGAUCAUCUCUGGGGAUGUGGCCAAUGUAUUUAAAACUGAGGAGUAUGUGGUGGGCAACUUCUGCUUCCUAAGAAUAAGGACAAAGAGCAGCAACACAGCUCUUCUGAACAGAGAGGUGCGAGACAGCUACACCCUCAUCAUCCAAGCCACAGAGAAGACCUUGGAGUUGGAAGCUUUGACCCGCGUGGUGGUCCACAUCCUGGACCAGAAUGACCUGAAGCCUCUCUUCUCUCCACCUUCGUACAGAGUCACCAUCUCUGAGGACAUGCCCCUGAAGAGCCCCAUCUGCAAGGUGACUGCCACAGAUGCUGAUCUAGGCCAGAAUGCUGAGUUCUAUUAUGCCUUUAACACAAGGUCAGAGAUAUUUGCCAUCCAUCCCACCAGCGGCGUGGUCACUGUGGCUGGGAAGCUUAACGUCACCUGGCGAGGGAAGCAUGAGCUCCAGGUGCUAGCUGUGGACCGCAUGCGGAAAAUCUCUGAGGGCAAUGGGUUUGGCAGCCUGGCUGCACUUGUGAUUCAUGUGGAGCCUGCCCUCAGGAAGCCCCCAGCCAUUGCUUCGGUGGUGGUGACUCCACCAGACAGCAAUGAUGGUACCACCUAUGCCACUGUACUGGUUGAUGCAAAUAGCUCAGGAGCUGAAGUGGAGUCAGUGGAAGUUGUUGGUGGUGACCCUGGAAAGCACUUCAAAGCCAUCAAGUCUUAUGCCCGGAGUAAUGAGUUCAGUUUGGUGUCUGUCAAAGACAUCAACUGGAUGGAGUACCUUCAUGGAUUCAACCUCAGCCUCCAGGCCAGGAGUGGGAGUGGCCCUUAUUUUUAUUCCCAAAUCAGGGGCUUUCACCUACCACCUUCCAAAUUGUCUUCCCUCAAAUUUGAGAAGGCUGUUUACAGAGUGCAGCUUAGUGAGUUUUCCCCUCCUGGCAGCCGCGUGGUGAUGGUGAGAGUCACCCCAGCCUUCCCCAACCUGCAGUAUGUUCUAAAGCCAUCUUCAGAGAAUGUAGAAUUUAAACUUAAUGCUCGAACUGGGUUGAUCACUACCACAAAGCUCAUGGACUUCCACGACAGAGCUCACUAUCAGCUACACAUCAGAACCUCACCGGGCCACGCCUCCACCAUGGUGGUCAUUGACAUUGUGGACUGCAACAACCAUGCCCCCCUCUUCAACAGGUCUUCCUAUGAUGGCACCUUGGAUGAGAACAUCCCUCCAGGCACCAGUGUUUUGGCUGUGACUGCCACUGACCGGGAUCAUGGGGAAAAUGGAUAUGUCACCUAUUCCAUUGCUGGACCAAAAGCUUUGCCAUUUUCUAUUGACCCUUACCUGGGGAUCAUCUCCACCUCCAAACCCAUGGACUAUGAACUCAUGAAAAGAAUUUAUACCUUCCGGGUAAGAGCAUCAGACUGGGGAUCCCCUUUUCGCCGGGAGAAGGAAGUGUCCAUUUUUCUUCAGCUCAGGAACUUGAAUGACAACCAGCCUAUGUUUGAAGAAGUCAACUGUACGGGGUCUAUCCACCAAGACUGGCCAGUAGGGAAAUCGAUAAUGACUAUGUCAGCCAUAGAUGUGGAUGAGCUUCAGAACCUAAAAUACGAGAUUGUAUCAGGCAAUGAACUAGAGUAUUUUGAUCUAAAUCAUUUCUCUGGAGUGAUAUCCCUCAAACGCCCUUUUAUCAAUCUUACUGCUGGUCAACCCACCAGUUAUUCCCUGAAAAUUACAGCCUCAGAUGGCAAAAACUAUGCCUCACCCACAACUUUGAAUAUUACCGUAGUGAAGGACUCUCAUUUUGAAGUUCCUGUGACAUGUGAUAAAACAGGGGUAUUGACACAAUUCACAAAGACUAUCCUCCACUCUAUUGGGCUUCAGAACCAGGAGUCCAGUGAUGAGGAAUUCACUUCUUUAAGCACAUAUCAGAUUAAUCAUUACACCCCACAGUUUGAGGACCACUUCCCCCAGUCCAUUGAUGUCCUUGAGAGUGUCCCUAUCAACACCCCCUUGGCCCGCCUAGCAGCCACUGACCCUGAUGCUGGUUUUAAUGGCAAACUGGUCUAUGUGAUUGCAGAUGGCAAUGAGGAGGGCUGCUUUGACAUAGAGCUGGAGACAGGGCUGCUCACUGUAGCUGCUCCCUUGGACUAUGAAACCAACAAUUUCUACAUCCUCAAUGUAACAGUAUAUGACCUGGGCACACCCCAGAAGUCCUCCUGGAAGCUGCUGACAGUGAAUGUGAAAGACUGGAAUGACAACGCACCCAGAUUUCCUCCCGGUGGGUACCAGUUAACCAUCUCAGAGGACACAGAAGUUGGAACCACAAUUGCAGAGCUGACGACCAAAGAUGCUGACUCAGAAGACAAUGGCAGGGUUCGCUACAGCCUGCUAAGUCCCACAGAGAAGUUCUCCCUCCACCCUCUCACUGGGGAACUGGUUGUUACAGGACACCUGGACCGCGAAUCAGACCCUCGGUACAUACUCAAGGUGGAGGCCAGGGAUCAGCCCAGCAAGGGCCACCAGCUCUUCUCUGUCACUGACCUGAUAAUCACGUUGGAGGAUGUCAACGACAACUCUCCCCAGUGCAUCACAGAACGCAACAGGCUGAAAGUCCCAGAGGACCUGCCCCCCGGGACUGUCUUGACAUUUCUGGAUGCCUCUGAUCCUGACCUGGGCCCUGCAGGUGAAGUGCGGUAUGUUCUGAUGGAUGGCGCCCAUGGGACCUUCCGGGUGGACCUGAUGACAGGGGCGCUCAUUCUGGAGAGAGAGCUGGACUUUGAGAGGCGAGCUGGGUACAAUCUGAGCCUGUGGGCCAGUGAUAGUGGGAGGCCCCUAGCCCGAAGGACCCUCUGCCAUGUGGAGGUGAUCGUCCUGGAUGUGAAUGAGAAUCUCCACCCUCCCCACUUUGCCUCCUUCGUGCACCAGGGCCAGGUGCAGGAGAACAGCCCCUCAGGAACUCAGGUGAUUGUAGUGGCUGCCCAGGACGAUGACAGUGGCUUGGAUGGGGAGCUCCAGUACUUCCUGCGCGCUGGCACUGGACUCGCAGCCUUCAGCAUCAACCAAGACACAGGAAUGAUUCAGACUCUGGCACCCCUGGACCGAGAAUUUGCAUCUUACUACUGGUUGACGGUAUUAGCAGUGGACAGGGGUUCUGUGCCCCUCUCUUCUGUAACUGAAGUCUACAUUGAGGUUACGGAUGCCAAUGACAACCCACCCCAGAUGUCCCAAGCUGUGUUCUACCCCUCCAUCCAGGAGGAUGCUCCCGUGGGCACCUCUGUGCUUCAACUGGAUGCCUGGGACCCAGACUCCAGCUCCAAAGGGAAGCUGACCUUCAACAUCACCAGUGGGAACCACAUGGGAUUCUUUAUGAUUCACCCUGUUACAGGUCUCCUAUCUACAGCCCAGCAGCUGGACAGAGAGAACAAGGAUGAACACAUCCUGGAGGUGACUGUGCUGGACAAUGGGGAACCCUCACUGAAGUCCACCUCCAGGGUGGUGGUAGGCAUCUUGGACGUCAAUGACAAUCCACCUGUAUUCUCCCACAAGCUCUUCAAUGUCCGCCUUCCAGAGAGGCUGAGCCCUGUGUCCCCUGGGCCUGUGUACAGGCUGGUGGCUUCAGACCUGGAUGAGGGUCUUAAUGGCAGAGUCACCUACAGUAUCGAGGACAGCGAUGAGGAGGCCUUCAGUAUCGACCCGGUCACAGGUGUGGUGUCAUCCAGCAGCACUUUUACAGCUGGAGAGUACAACAUCCUAACGAUCAAGGCAACAGACAGUGGGCAGCCACCACUCUCAGCCAGUGUCCGGCUACACAUUGAGUGGAUCCCUCGGCCUCGGCCGUCCUCCAUCCCUCUGGCCUUUGAUGAGACCUACUACAGCUUUACGGUCAUGGAGACGGACCCUGUGAACCACAUGGUGGGGGUCAUCAGCGUAGAGGGCAGACCCGGACUCUUCUGGUUCAACAUCUCAGGUGGGGAUAAGGAUAUGGACUUUGACAUUGAGAAGACCACAGGCAGCAUCGUCAUUGCCAGGCCUCUUGAUACCAGGAGAAGGUUGAACUAUAACUUGACUGUCGAGGUGACAGAUGGGUCCCGCACCAUUGCCACCCAGGUCCACAUCUUCAUGAUUGCCAACAUUAACCACCAUCGGCCCCAGUUUCUGGAAACUCAUUAUGAGGUCAGAGUUCCCCAGGACACCGUGCCAGGGGUAGAGCUCCUCCGAGUCCAGGCCAUAGAUCAAGACAAGGGCAAAAGCCUCAUCUAUACCAUACAUGGCAGCCAAGACCCAGGAAGUGCCGGCCUCUUCCAGUUGGACCCAAGCAGUGGUGUCCUGGUAACGGUGGGAAAAUUGGACCUCGGCUCGGGGCCCUCCCAGCACACACUGACAGUCAUGGUCCGAGACCAGGAAAUACCUAUCAAGAGGAACUUCGUGUGGGUGACCAUUCAUGUGGAGGAUGGAAACCUCCACCCACCCCGCUUCACCCAGCUCCAUUAUGAGGCAAGUGUUCCUGACACCAUAGCCCCCGGCACAGAGCUGCUGCAGGUCCAAGCCAUAGAUGCCGACCGGGGAGUCAAUGCUGAGGUCCACUACUCCCUCCUGAAAGGGAACAGCAAAGGUUUCUUCAACAUCAAUGCCCUGCUAGGCAUCAUUACUCUAGCUCAAAAGCUUGAUCAGGCAAAUCAUGCCCCACAUACUCUGACAGUGAAGGCAGAAGAUCAAGGCUCCCCACAAUGGCAUGACCUGGCUACAGUGAUCAUUCAUGUCUAUCCCUCAGAUAGGAGUGCCCCCAUCUUUUCAAAAUCUGAGUACUUUGUAGAGAUCCCUGAAUCAAUCCCUGUUGGUUCCCCAAUCCUCCUUGUCUCUGCUAUGAGCUCCUCUGAAGUUACCUAUGAGUUAAGAGAAGGAAAUAAGGAUGGAGUCUUCUCUAUGAACUCAUAUUCUGGCCUUAUUUCCACCCAGAAGAACUUGGACCAUGAGAAAAUCUCAUCUUACCAGCUGAAAAUCCGAGGCAGCAAUAUGGCAGGUGCAUUUACUGAUGUCAUGGUGGUGGUUGACAUAAUUGAUGAAAAUGACAAUGCUCCUAUGUUCUUAAAGUCAACUUUCGUGGGCCAAAUUAGUGAAGCAGCUCCACUGUACAGCAUGAUCAUGGAUAAAAACAACAACCCCUUUGUGAUUCAUGCCUCUGACAGUGACAAAGAAGCUAAUUCCUUGUUGGUCUAUAAAAUUUUGGAGCCGGAGGCCUUGAAGUUUUUCAAAAUUGAUCCCAGCAUGGGAACCCUAACCAUUGUAUCAGAGAUGGAUUAUGAGAGCAUGCCCUCUUUCCAAUUCUGUGUCUAUGUCCGUGACCAAGGAAGCCCCAUAUUAUUUGCACCCAGACCUGCCCAAGUCAUCAUUCAUGUCAGAGAUGUGAAUGAUUCUCCUCCCAGGUUCUCAGAACAGAUAUAUGAGGUAGCAAUAGUGGGGCCUAUCCAUCCAGGCAUGGAGCUUCUCAUGGUGCAGGCCAGCGAUGAAGACUCAGAAGUCAAUUAUAGCAUCAAAACUGGCAAUGCUGAUGAAGCUGUUACCAUCCAUCCUGUCACUGGUAGCAUAUCUGUGCUGAAUCCUGCUUUCCUGGGACUCUCUCGGAAGCUCACCAUCAGGGCUUCUGAUGGCUUGUAUCAAGACACUGCGCUGGUAAAAAUUUCUUUGACCCAAGUGCUUGACAAAAGCUUGCAGUUUGAUCAGGAUGUCUAUAGGGCAGCUGUGAAGGAGAACUUGCAGGACAGAAAGGCCCUGGUGAUUCUUGGUGCCCAGGGCAAUCAUUUGAAUGACACCCUUUCCUACUUCCUCUUGAACGGCACAGAUAUGUUUCAUAUGGUCCAGUCAGCAGGCGUGUUGCAGACAAGGGGUGUGGUGUUUGACCGGGAGCAGCAGGACACUCACGAGCUGGCAGUGGAAGUGAGGGACAAUCGGACACCUCAGCGGGUGGCUCAGGCUUUGGUCAGAGUCUCUAUUGAGGAUGUCAAUGACAAUCCCCCCAAAUUUAAGCAUCUGCCCUAUUACACAAUCAUCCAAGAUGGCACAGAGCCAGGGGAUGUCCUCUUUCAGGUAUCUGCCACUGAUGAGGACUUGGGGACAAAUGGGGCUGUUACAUAUGAAUUUGCAGAAGAUUACACAUAUUUCCGAAUUGACCCCUAUCUUGGGGACAUAUCACUCAAGAAACCCUUUGAUUAUCAAGCUUUAAAUAAGUAUCACCUCAAAGUCAUUGCUCGGGAUGGAGGAACGCCAUCCCUCCAGAGUGAGGAAGAGGUACUUGUCACUGUGAGAAAUAAAUCCAACCCACUGUUUCAGAGUCCUUACUACAAAGUCAGAGUACCUGAAAAUAUCACCCUCUAUACACCAAUUCUCCACACCCAGGCCCGGAGUCCAGAGGGACUCCGGCUCAUCUACAACAUUGUGGAGGAAGAACCCUUGAUGCUGUUCACCACUGACUUCAAGACUGGUGUCCUAACAGUAACAGGGCCUUUGGACUAUGAGUCCAAGACCAAACAUGUGUUCACAGUCAGAGCCACAGAUACAGCUCUGGGGUCAUUUUCUGAAGCCACAGUGGAAGUCCUAGUGGAGGAUGUCAAUGAUAACCCUCCCACUUUUUCCCAAUUGGUCUAUACCACUUCCAUCUCAGAAGGCUUGCCUGCUCAGACCCCUGUGAUCCAACUGUUGGCUUCUGACCAGGACUCAGGGCGGAAUCGUGAUGUCUCUUAUCAGAUUGUGGAGGAUGGCUCAGAUGUUUCCAAGUUCUUCCAGAUCAAUGGGAGCACAGGGGAGAUGUCCACAGUUCAAGAACUGGAUUAUGAAGCCCAACAACACUUUCAUGUGAAAGUCAGGGCCAUGGAUAAAGGAGAUCCCCCACUCACUGGUGAAACCCUUGUGGUUGUCAAUGUGUCUGAUAUCAAUGACAACCCCCCAGAGUUCAGACAACCUCAGUAUGAAGCCAAUGUCAGUGAACUGGCAACCUGUGGACACCUGGUUCUUAAAGUCCAGGCCAUUGACCCUGACAGCAGAGACACCUCCCGCCUGGAGUACCUGAUUCUUUCUGGCAAUCAGGACAGGCACUUCUCCAUUAACAGCUCAUCGGGAAUAAUUUCUAUGUUCAACCUUUGCAAAAAGCACCUGGACUCUUCUUACAAUUUGAGGGUAGGUGCUUCUGAUGGAGUCUUCCGAGCAACUGUGCCCGUGUACAUCAACACUACAAAUGCCAACAAGUACAGCCCAGAGUUCCAGCAGCACCUUUAUGAGGCAGAAUUAGCAGAGAACGCAAUGGUUGGAACCAAGGUGAUUGAUUUGCUAGCCAUAGACAAAGAUAGUGGUCCCUAUGGCACUGUAGAUUAUACUAUCAUCAAUAAACUAGCAAGUGAGAAGUUCUCCAUAAACCCCAAUGGCCAGAUUGCCACUCUGCAGAAACUGGAUCGGGAAAAUUCAACAGAGAGAGUCAUUGCUAUUAAGGUCAUGGCUCGGGAUGGAGGAGGAAGAGUAGCCUUCUGCACGGUGAAGAUCAUCCUCACAGAUGAAAAUGACAACCCCCCACAGUUCAAAGCAUCUGAGUACACAGUAUCCAUUCAAUCCAAUGUCAGUAAAGACUCUCCGGUUAUCCAGGUGUUGGCCUAUGAUGCAGAUGAAGGUCAGAAUGCAGAUGUCACCUACUCAGUGAACCCAGAGGACCUAGUUAAAGAUGUCAUUGAAAUUAACCCAGUCACUGGUGUGGUCAAGGUGAAAGACAGCCUGGUGGGAUUGGAAAAUCAGACCCUUGACUUCUUCAUCAAAGCCCAAGAUGGAGGCCCUCCUCACUGGAACUCUCUGGUGCCAGUACGACUUCAGGUGGUUCCUAAAAAAGUAUCCUUACCGAAAUUUUCUGAACCUUUGUAUACUUUCUCUGCACCUGAAGACCUUCCAGAGGGGUCUGAAAUUGGGACUGUUAAAGCAGUGGCAGCUCAAGAUCCAGUCAUCUACAGUCUAGUGCGGGGCACCACACCUGAGAGCAACAAGGAUGGUGUCUUCUCCCUAGACCCAGACACAGGGGUCAUAAAGGUGAGGAAGCCCAUGGACCAUGAAUCCACCAAAUUGUACCAGAUUGAUGUGAUGGCACAUUGCCUUCAGAACACUGACGUGGUGUCCUUGGUCUCUGUCAACAUCCAAGUGGGAGACGUCAAUGACAAUAGGCCUGUAUUUGAGGCUGAUCCAUAUAAGGCUGUCCUCACUGAGAAUAUGCCAGUGGGGACCUCAGUCAUUCAAGUGACUGCCAUUGACAAGGACACUGGGAGAGAUGGCCAGGUGAGCUACAGGCUGUCUGCAGACCCUGGUAGCAAUGUCCAUGAGCUCUUUGCCAUUGACAGUGAGAGUGGUUGGAUCACCACACUCCAGGAACUUGACUGUGAGACCUGCCAGACUUAUCAUUUUCAUCUGGUGGCCUAUGACCACGGACAGACCAUCCAGCUAUCCUCUCAGGCCCUGGUUCAGGUCUCCAUUACAGAUGAGAAUGACAAUGCUCCCCGAUUUGCUUCUGAAGAGUACAGAGGAUCUGUGGUUGAGAACAGUGAGCCUGGCGAACUGGUGGUGACUUUAAAGACCCUGGAUGCUGACAUUUCUGAGCAGAACAGGCAGGUCACCUGCUACAUCACAGAGGGAGACCCCCUGGGCCAGUUUGGCAUCAGCCAAGUUGGAGAUGAGUGGAGGAUUUCCUCAAGGAAGACCCUGGACCGCGAGCACACAGCCAAGUACUUGCUCAGAGUCACAGCAUCUGAUGGCAAGUUCCAGGCUUCGGUCACCGUGGAGAUCUUUGUCCUGGACGUCAAUGAUAACAGCCCACAGUGCUCACAGCUUCUCUAUACUGGCAAGGUUCAUGAAGAUGUAUUUCCAGGACACUUCAUUUUGAAGGUUUCUGCCACAGACUUGGACACUGAUACCAAUGCUCAGAUCACAUAUUCUCUGCAUGGCCCUGGGGCGCAUGAAUUCAAGCUGGAUCCUCAUACAGGGGAGCUGACCACACUCACAGCCCUAGACCGAGAAAGGAAGGAUGUGUUCAACCUCGUUGCCAAGGCGACGGAUGGAGGUGGCCGAUCAUGCCAGGCAGACGUCACCCUCCAUGUGGAGGAUGUGAAUGACAAUGCGCCGCGGUUCUUCCCCAGCCACUGUGCUGUGGCUGUCUUCGACAACACCACAGUGAAGACCCCUGUGGCUGUAGUAUUUGCCCGGGAUCCCGACCAAGGCGCCAAUGCCCAGGUGGUUUACUCUCUGCCGGAUUCAGCCGAAGGCCACUUUUCCAUCGACGCCACCACGGGGGUGAUCCGCCUGGAAAAGCCGCUGCAGGUCAGGCCCCAGGCACCACUGGAGCUCACAGUCCGUGCCUCCGACCUGGGAACCCCAAUACCGCUGUCCACGCUGGGCACUGUCACGGUCUCGGUGGUGGGCCUAGAAGACUACCUGCCCGUGUUCCUGAACACCGAGCACAGCGUGCAGGUGCCCGAGGAUGCCCCGCCUGGCACGGAGGUGCUGCAGCUGGCCACCCUCACUCGCCCGGGCGCAGAGAAGACUGGCUACCGCGUGGUCAGCGGGAACGAGCAAGGCAGGUUCCGCCUGGAUGCUCGCACAGGGAUCCUGUAUGUCAACGCAAGCCUGGACUUUGAGACAAGCCCCAAGUACUUCCUGUCCAUUGAGUGCAGCCGGAAGAGCUCCUCUUCCCUCAGUGACGUGACCACAGUCAUGGUCAACAUCACUGAUGUCAAUGAACACCAGCCCCAAUUCCCCCAAGAUCCAUAUAGCACAAGGGUCUUAGAGAAUGCCCUUGUAGGUGACGUCAUCCUCACGGUAUCAGCGACUGAUGAAGAUGGACCCCUAAAUAGUGACAUUACCUAUAGCCUCGUAGGAGGGAACCAGCUUGGGCACUUCACCAUUCACCCCAAAAAGGGGGAGCUACAGGUGGCCAAGGCCCUGGACCGGGAACAGGCCUCUAGUUAUUCCCUGAAGCUCCGAGCCACAGACAGUGGGCAGCCUCCACUGCAUGAGGACACAGACAUCGCUAUCCAAGUGGCUGAUGUCAAUGAUAACCCACCGAGAUUCUUCCAGCUCAACUACAGCACCACUGUCCAGGAGAAUUCCCCCAUUGGCAGCAAAGUUCUGCAGCUGAUCCUGAGUGACCUGGACUCUCCAGAGAAUGGCCCCCCCUACUCGUUUCGAAUCACCAAGGGGAACAAUGGCUCUGUCUUCCGAGUGACCCCGGAUGGAUGGCUGGUGACUGCUGAGGGCCUAAGCAGGAGGGCCCAGGAAUGGUAUCAGCUUCAGAUCCAGGCGUCAGACAGUGGCAUCCCUCCCCUCUCCUCUUCGACGUCUGUCCGUGUCCAUGUCACAGAGCAGAGCCACUAUGCACCUUCUGCUCUCCCACUGGAGAUCUUCAUCACUGUUGGGGAGGAGGAGUUCCAGGGUGGCAUGGUGGGUAAGAUCCAUGCCACAGACCGAGACCCCCAGGACACGCUGACCUAUAGCCUGGCAGAAGAGGAGACCCUGGGCAGGCACUUCUCAGUAGGUGCGCCUGAUGGCAAGAUUAUCGCCGCCCAGGGCCUGCCUCGUGGCCACUACUCGUUCAACGUCACGGUCAGCGAUGGGACCUUCACCACGACUGCUGGGGUCCAUGUGUACGUGUGGCAUGUGGGGCAGGAGGCUCUGCAGCAGGCCAUGUGGAUGGGCUUCUACCAGCUCACCCCCGAGGAGCUGGUGAGUGACCACUGGCGGAACCUGCAGAGGUUCCUCAGCCAUAAGCUGGACAUCAAACGGGCUAACAUUCACUUGGCCAGCCUCCAGCCUGCAGAGGCCGUGGCUGGUGUGGACGUGCUCCUGGUCUUUGAGGGGCAUUCUGGAACCUUCUACGAGUUCCAGGAGCUAGCAUCCAUCAUCACUCACUCAGCCAAGGAGAUGGAGCAUUCAGUGGGGGUUCAGAUGCGGUCAGCUAUGCCCAUGGUGCCCUGCCAGGGGCCAACCUGCCAGGGUCAAAUCUGCCAUAACACAGUGCAUCUGGACCCCAAUGUUGGGCCCACGUACAGCACCGCCAGGCUCAGCAUCCUAACCCCGCGGCACCACCUGCAGAGGAGCUGCUCCUGCAAUGGUACUGCUACAAGGUUCAGUGGUCAGAGCUAUGUGCGGUACAGGGCCCCAGCGGCUCGGAACUGGCACAUCCAUUUCUAUCUGAAAACACUCCAGCCACAGGCCAUUGUCCUAUUCACCAAUGAAACAGCGUCCAUCUCCCUGAAGCUGGCCAGUGGAGUGCCCCAGCUGGAAUACCACUGUCUGGGUGGUUUCUAUGGAAACCUUUCCUCCCAGCGCCAUGUGAAUGACCACGAGUGGCACUCCAUCCUGGUGGAGGAGAUGGACGCUUCCAUUCGCCUGAUGGUUGACAGCAUGGGCAACACCUCCCUUGUGGUCCCGGAGAACUGCCGUGGUCUGAGGCCCGAAAGACACCUCUUGCUGGGCGGCCUCGUCCUGUUGCAUUCUUCCUCGAAUGUCUCCCAGGGCUUUGAAGGCUGCCUGGAUGCUGUCGUGGUCAACGAAGAGGCUCUAGAUCUGCUGGCCCCUGGCAAGACGGUGGCAGGCUUGCUGGAGACACAAGCCCUCACCCAGUGCUGCCUCCACAGUGACUACUGCAGCCAGAACCCAUGCCUCAAUGGUGGGAAGUGCUCAUGGACCCAUGGGGCAGGCUAUGUCUGCAAAUGUCCCCCACAGUUCUCUGGGAAGCACUGUGAACAAGGAAGGGAGAACUGUACUUUUGCACCCUGCCUGGAAGGUGGAACCUGCAUCCUCUCCCCCAAAGGAGCUUCCUGUAACUGCCCUCAUCCUUACACAGGAGACAGGUGUGAAAUGGAGGCAAGGGGUUGUUCAGAAGGACACUGCCUAGUCACUCCCGAGAUCAAAAGGGGGGACUGGGGGCAGCAGGAGUUACUGAUCAUCACAGUGGCCAUGGCGUUCAUUAUCAUAAGCACUGUCGGGCUUCUCUUCUACUGCCGCCGUUGCAAGUCUCACAAGCCUGUGGCCAUGGAGGACCCAGACCUCCUGGCCAGGAGUGUUGGUGUUGACACCCAAGCCAUGCCUGCCAUUGAGCUCAACCCAUUGAGUGCCAGCUCCUGCAACAACCUCAACCAACCGGAACCCAGCAAGGCCUCAGUUCCAAAUGAACUCGUCACAUUUGGACCCAAUUCUAAGCAACGGCCAGUGGUCUGCAGUGUGCCCCCCAGACUCCCACCAGCUGCGGUCCCUUCCCACUCUGACAAUGAGCCUGUCAUUAAGAGAACCUGGUCCAGCGAGGAGAUGGUGUACCCUGGCGGAGCUAUGGUCUGGCCCCCUACUUACUCCAGGAACGAACGCUGGGAAUACCCCCGCUCCGAAGUGACUCAGGGGCCUCUGCCGCCCUCGGUUCACCGCCACUCAACCCCAGUCGUGGUGCCAGAGCCCAAUGGCCUCUACGGGGGCUUCCCCUUCCCCCUGGAGAUGGAAAACAAGCGGGCACCUCUCCCACCCCGUUACAGCAACCAGAACCUGGAAGAUCUGAUGCCCUCUCGGCCCCCUAGUCCCCGGGAGCGCCUGGUUGCCCCCUGUCUCAAUGAGUACACGGCCAUCAGCUACUACCACUCGCAGUUCCGGCAGGGAGGGGGAGGGCCCUGCCUGGCAGACGGGGGCUACAAGGGGGUGAGUAUGCGCCUCAGCCGAGCUGGGCCCUCUUAUGCUGUCUGUGAGGCGGAGGGGACACCUCUUGCAGGCCAGGGCCAGCCCCGGGCACCCCCCAACUAUGAGGGCUCUGACAUGGUGGAGAGUGAUUACGGCAGCUGUGAGGAGGUCAUGUUCUAGCUUCCCAUUCCCAGAGCAAGGCAGGUGGGAGGCCAAGGACUGGACUUGGCUUAUUUCUUCCUGUCUCGUAGGGGGUGAGUUGAGUGUGGCUGGGAGAGUGGGAGGGAAGCCCCCACCCCCAGCCCAGGCUGCUGUCCCUUGAAAUGUGCUCUUCCAAUCCCCCAGUUAGUCCCUGAGGGUGGAGGGAAGCUGAGGAUAGAGCUCCAGAAACAGCACUAGGGUCCCGGGAGAGGGGCAUGCCUAGAGCAGUGACCCUGGAAGACCAGGAACAACUGACUCCCGGGGUGGGCGAGAGACAGGAGGUCUCCCUGAUCUGCCGUCUCUCAGUCCCCGGGGCAGAGCCCGAUUGACUGCUGGCUCAGCUUCGCCAAGAUGCAUUCUCAUACCUGCCCACAGCUCCAUUUUGGAGGCAGGCAGGUUGGUGCCUGACAGGCAACCACUACGUGGGCCAUACAGAGGAGCUCUAGAAGGCUGCAUGGCAUCCUCCUAGGGGCUGACAAGUGAGCAGCAGGGGAGCAGGCACAGUCCCCUGUGCCCCUGUCUCAGUUGAGCACUCACUGUGUCUUUGUCAAGUGUCUGCUCCACGUCAGGCACUGUGCUUUGCACCGGGGAGAAAAUGGUGAUGGAGGGCAACAAGGACUCCAAGGAGCAUCACCAAGCCUCGGGCCCCAGAGGUCCCGCUCCUCAGCCUACACGCAGAGGAACGGGCCCACCUCAGUCACACCACUGUCUGCCAGUCAGGGCCUGCCAGGAGUCUACGCAGCUCCGAACCUUCUUUGUUAAAGAAUUCAGACCUCAUGGAACUCUGGGUUCUUCAUCCCAAGUUUCCCAGGCACUUUUGGCCAAAGGAAGGAAGGAACUAAUUCUUCAUUUUGAAAAUUCUUAGGCACUUUUUGACCUUGCUGUCUGGAUGAGUUUCCUCAAUGGGAUUUUUCUUCCCUAGACACAAGGAACUCUGAACUCCUAUUAAAGGCAGGUUGGAAGCAGGGAGCUGGACCGCAGUGUCCAGGCUGGACACCUGCUGUUGCCUCCUCUCCAUUGCAGACGCCUGCCCAUCAAGUGUUACCUGCAGUGACUCAACCCUAUGCAUGGAGGGUCAAUGUGGGCACAUGUCUACACAUGUGGGUGCCCAUGGAUAGUACGUGUGUACCCAUGUGUAGAGUGUAUGUAGCUAGGAGUGUUGGGGACCAGAAGCCUCUGUGGCCUUUGGUGACCUCACCACUCCCUCCCACCCAGUCCCUCCCUCUGGUCCACUGCCUUUUCAUAUGUGUUGUUUCUGGAGACAGAAGUCAAAAGGAAGAGCAAUGGAGCCUUGCCCACAGGGCUGCUGCUUCACGCGAGAGGGGGCUGUGUGGCAAGAGCCAAUUUGUGUGAGUGGUUUGCGGCUGCGUGUGUGACUGUGAGUGUGAGUGACAGAUACAUAGUUUCAUUGGUCAUUUUUUUUUUUUAACAAUAAAGUAUCUUUUUUACUGUUAUUUUCUGUGUCAUUUAGCCUGUUUGGGGUCAGGGGAACCAUGCAAGGGUCCACAGGCCCUUCCAAGACUCAUGGAUUUUGGGAGCUGGAAGGGAUCCUAGAGAUUGUCAAGCAACAGAGAUUCCCAACCUGGCAAUAUUACCUACCCCAGACACAAAACCAGAACUUCUGGGGGUGGGGCCCAAGAAACUAUUUGGAAAAAACCCUCUGCCUCUGAUACAACUGUCUGCAGUGGUUCAAGCCCUUUCAUUUAGAUGAUGGGGCUCUGAGGCUCUGAGUGAUGAGUCCACUAACCAGCAGGCUAGCUAAAGCCCAGGACAAGACCUGGGGCUUCCUGCCCUUGCCAGCACCCUUUGCACUGCAUGGCAUUAGUUACGGAGAAGGGACUUAACUAUCACAAGUCUUGGGAAGCCAGCCCUCCUGGGACCCAGAGUCAGCCUGUGGCUGCUACUCCACAGCGCACCCUUAGUCGCCAGCUAAAUGUGACUUCACCAGGCAACCAUGACAACACCGAGACAGGAAAGCCCAGUCCCUGCCUUCAAGUUCCCAAUCCAGCUGGGCAAAGAAGGCACACCCGUGGGAGACACCACGCAGGCGGUGGCUCUGAGGUUGGACAGGCUUGGUUCCAAGCCCAGCUCUGUCGCACACUAAUUAUGUGGCCUUGAGCAGAUAUGACUUGGCCUCUCAUUUUUCAAAGAUAAUUUUUAGAACAGUUUUACGGCGCACAGCAAAAUUGAAUGGAAGGUACAGCGAUAUGCCUUCCCUCCCAUGCAUAGCCUCCCUCAUUAUUAACAUUCCCCACCAGAAUGGUAUAGUUGUUGCAACUGACAACUCUCCAUUGAUGGGUCAUUAUCACCUACAGUCCACAUUAGGGUUCACUCUUGGUGUUGCACAUUCUGUAGGUUUGGACAAAUGUAUAAUAUGUAUCCAGCAUUACAGGCUCUUGCAGAUAGUUUCACUGCCCUAAAAAUCCUCUGUGCUCUGCCUGCUCUUCCCUCCUGCCCCCUAACCCCUGGCAACCACGAAACUUAUUGCUGUCUCCGUAGUUUUCCAGCAUGUCGUAUAGUUGGAAUCAUAUGAUAUGUAGCUUUUUCAAACUUGCUUCUUUUACUUAGUAAUAUGCAUUUAAGAUUCCUCCAUAUCUUUUCAGGGCUUGAUAGUUCAUUUCUUUUUAGUGCCAAAUAAUACUCCACUGUCUGGAUGUACUACAGUUUAUUUACCCAUUCACCUUCUCAAGGACAUCCUGGUUGCUUCCAAGUUUUGGCAACUAUAUAGCAGUUGAAUACAACUGCUAUAAACAUCUGUGUGCAGGUGCAGGAUUUAUGUGGAUAUAGGUUUCCGACACCUCUGGGUAAAUACUGGCAAAGAGUCUUCCAGAGUGGCUGAACCAUUCCACGUCCCCACCAGCAGUGAAUGAGAGCUCCUUUUGCUCCACAUUCUCACCAGCAUUUGGUGGUGUCUGUGUUCUGGAUUUCGACCUUUCUAAUGGGUGUGUGGUGCGGUAUCUCACUGUUGUCUUAAUUUCCCUGAUGACAUACGAUGUGGAGCAUCUUUUCAUAUGCUUUUUUUUUUUUUUUGACAUCUAUAGAUCUGCUUUAGUGACAUGGCUGUUAAGAUGUUUGGCUCAUUUUUAAAUUGGUUUGUUUUCUCAAUGUUGAGUAUUAAGAGUUCUUUGUAUAUUUUAGAAAACGGUAUUUUAUCUGAUAUGCCUUUGAAAAUAUUUUCUCAGUCUGUGCCUUGUCUUCUUGACACUGUCUUUUACAAAGCAUAGGUUUUUAAUAUAUAUAUAUAUUUUUUUGACAGAGUCUCACUCUGUUGCCCAGGCUGAAGUGCAGUGGCACAAUCUCGACUUACUGCAACCUCUGCCUCCUGGGUUCAAGUAAUUCUCCUGCCUCAGCCUGCUGAGUAGCUGGGAUUACAGGUGCCCACCACCACACCCAGCUAAUUCUUGUAUUUUUAGUAGAGACAGGGUUUCGCCACGUUGGCCAGGCUGGUCUUGAACUCCUGACCUCAGGUGAUCCACCUGCCUCUGCCUCCCAAAGUGCUGGGAUUACAGGCAUGAGCCACCGCACCCACCCUACUGGUUUUUAAUUUUAAGGAAGUCCGGUUUAUUUCUUUUAUACAGAAUGCCUUCGGUGUUUUAUUUAAAAAGUCAUUGCUAAACCCAAGGUCUCUAGGUUUUCUCCUAUGUUAUCAUCUAGUAGUUUUAUAGUUUUGCAUUUUACAUUUAGGUCUAUGGUCCACUUUAAGUUACUUUUUGUGAAGGAUGUAAGAUCUGUGUCUAGAUUCAUUUUGUUUGCAUGUGGCUGUCCAGCUGUC
This is a messenger RNA of Pongo pygmaeus (Bornean orangutan), 17030 nucleotides long. It is a transcript of the gene FAT2, whose product is annotated as FAT atypical cadherin 2. Gene Ontology annotation, biological process: homophilic cell-cell adhesion. Gene Ontology annotation, molecular function: calcium ion binding. The transcript is spliced from 24 exons. The coding region runs from base 188 to 13237 and encodes 4349 amino acids. NCBI's taxonomy places the organism in Eukaryota, Metazoa, Chordata, Mammalia, Primates, Hominidae. Gene Ontology annotation, cellular component: plasma membrane; cell-cell junction. The record is from RefSeq and is a predicted model, not a curated record.